Priceomyces carsonii is the source of this 1464-nucleotide messenger RNA. RefSeq names its product tRNA (guanine) methyltransferase. Gene Ontology annotation, molecular function: tRNA (guanine(37)-N1)-methyltransferase activity. Gene Ontology annotation, biological process: mitochondrial tRNA methylation; tRNA N1-guanine methylation. Gene Ontology annotation, cellular component: cytoplasm; mitochondrial matrix. The record is from RefSeq and is a predicted model, not a curated record. Lineage: Eukaryota; Fungi; Ascomycota; Pichiomycetes; Serinales; Debaryomycetaceae. The transcript has a single exon. The coding region runs from base 1 to 1464 and encodes 487 amino acids.
AUGCUAAGCAAUUUUGGCCUCGCUUCGUGGAUUUCAAAUAUAAGAUUUUCAAGUUUAAGAUAUUUUCAUAAUAUAAGCAAAUCAGAUAGAAGAAAAUUGAUGAUGAGCAAAUUUGGGCCCCCGAUAGAUAGAUCCAUGAGGAGCUUAGAUAGGUCCUUUUUCAAAAAAGAUAUCCCAAUGCUAGUUGCACGUUUUCCUGAUCCAGUGCACCUAGGACAGUUUGUGAAAGUCUGCAAAAAUGAUAUCUUAUGUCUCCCAUCGAUAAAACAUAUUGUACCUUUAGGAAAUUCGAAAGGGGUCAUUUUGAGAGAAGACAUUGAAGACAUUGAUAAUCAUAAAAAUCAAGUGUCGGAGUUGACUCUAAACAAAAUUCAUGAAUAUGGCAUAAUAGUUGAGCCUUACAUUUUAGAAUUAGCGUAUGAUUUUUGGAGGGCUGACGACAUAUUAAGAGCAAUACUACCUGAAAACUUACUUGAUGAUAUACCGACGGGAUUUGCGCAAGCUGGGCAUGUGGCGCAUUUGAACUUAAGAGAUGAGUUUAAACCUUAUGGACAAUUAAUUGGACAAGUUAUUUUGGAUAAAAAUCCAAAGAUUGAUACUGUUGUUGAUAAGGUCGAUACUAUAGAUACUAAAUUUCGAACUUUUCAAAUGAAAAUAUUAGCUGGAAAAGAUGACUUGAUUGUUGAGCAAAGUGAAAGUGGAUGCAAAUUUCGCUUCGACUUCAGCAAGGUAUACUGGAACUCUCGUCUUAGCACUGAACAUGAUCGAUUAGUUAGUCAAUUUAAUCCAAAAGAUGCGGUAUGUGAUGUGUUUGCAGGAGUGGGCCCAUUCGCAGUCCCUGCUGGAAAGAAGAAUGUUUUAGUUUUGGCUAACGACUUGAAUCCAUCUUCAUAUCGUUAUCUCUUGGAAAAUAUUACUUUAAAUGGGGUCCAGGAUUUUGUACGUCCUUUCAAUUUGGAUGGUCGUGACUUCAUUCAAGAGUCACCAAAGUUAUUACAACAAUGGUCUGAGGAUUCCAAGGUCAUAGAAAAGAAAAAGUUGAUAAAAAGAAGAAAAAUAGAUCCAGUCACUCACGAAAAGAAAACAACAAGAGAAUAUGAGUUAACAAAGGUGGAAAUACCGAGGUUCUUUUCUGACUACGUGAUGAAUUUGCCAGAUUCUGCCAUUACUUUUUUGGAUGCAUUCAUUGGCCUUUACCAUGGUAGAGAUGACGUAAAGAAGAUAACUGGUUUUAAAUUGCCUAAAAUCCAUGUGCAUUGCUUUGAAAAAUUUUCGCCUCAUGAUUCUGAACCGUCAAUAGAAGAGUUAAACAAAAGAACAUAUAAUAGGAUUAUUAAGAUACUUGAUUUUGAUAUUCCGUUUUCUGAAUUCAGCUUUCAUUUAGUAAGAAAAGUAGCACCUACGAAGCCAAUGUUUUGUGUAAGCUUUACUUUGCCUGAAGAAGUUGCAUUUCGAGCUCCAUAG